Messenger RNA from Cyphomyrmex costatus, 959 nucleotides. Its product is annotated as aristaless-related homeobox protein. The transcript is spliced from 3 exons. NCBI's taxonomy places the organism in Eukaryota, Metazoa, Arthropoda, Insecta, Hymenoptera, Formicidae. Gene Ontology annotation, biological process: regulation of transcription by RNA polymerase II. The record is from RefSeq and is a predicted model, not a curated record. The coding region runs from base 165 to 917 and encodes 250 amino acids. Gene Ontology annotation, molecular function: RNA polymerase II transcription regulatory region sequence-specific DNA binding; DNA-binding transcription factor activity, RNA polymerase II-specific.
UGUUCGCGUCGAUGCGGCCGUUGAUAUAAAUACGCGGGAAAUGAAGGGGAUGUGUUAGAAAAUUGAAAAGUCCGCGAGAAAAGCGGAGAACUUGGCAAUGGGAAUCGUAUUGAUUGUUAUACCGAUGUGAGGGAAAGCGCGCCGGAAGAAAGCGCGGGUGAAAAAUGUUAGCUGCGACGAACGCGGAACAAGGCGCGAACAAUAGCGUGAUAGUGUCGCAGUUAGCGAAUUCGCACACGCCGCAGGAUUUCACGGUCUCACGCCUGCUAUCCACGCCGACGCACUCCUUGGAUUGCAGCGAGACCUCUUCUACUGCUGGGAACAGGAGACCCAGGAGAAGCAGGACUACCUUCUCGGCGCAACAGUUGGCCGCGUUGGAGAGAGUCUUCGAGAAAACGCAUUAUCCGGAUGCCUUCGUCCGUGAGGAAUUGGCAACCAGGGUAUCUUUGUCGGAGGCUAGAGUGCAGGUGUGGUUCCAGAACAGGCGGGCAAAGUUCCGACGGAACGAGCGGAGCUCAGCGAUGAGUCGGGGUGUCUCCGCGGGCAGGGAAAUGGAGACCGCGCUACCGCUACGUCCUAUCAGGGUGUCGCAUCCUUCGCAACAUCCGGCGGAGAGCAACGCGGAAUCGUCACAGAACGCAGCUGCUACCACUCAAGUAACAGCGCAGUAUUCUUACGGCGAUUAUUGGCGAACGACGCCGCAGCAUUACGCGGUACAAACCGCCGCGACCGCUGGUUGUCACGGCUUCGCUGCAAACGGUGGCCUGGCGAACAUAAGCCUGCCGCCUUAUCACCAUCAUCAGGCCGACAUCCACCAUGGCACUCUCGACGGAACCGCCGUGAACGGCCUAAGCGCCUUGAGGCUGCGAGCGCAUCCCUACGGCUCGACGUAUCCAGCGAUGCACGCGAGUAUGUGACAUUAUCCACGAACAUCGAAUCUUCAAAACGUGAGAACGUAA